Messenger RNA from Diaporthe amygdali, 660 nucleotides. RefSeq names its product pyrimidine nucleotidase. Gene Ontology annotation, molecular function: nucleotidase activity. The record is from RefSeq and is a predicted model, not a curated record. NCBI's taxonomy places the organism in Eukaryota, Fungi, Ascomycota, Sordariomycetes, Diaporthales, Diaporthaceae. The coding region runs from base 1 to 660 and encodes 219 amino acids. The transcript has 3 exons. Gene Ontology annotation, biological process: nucleotide catabolic process; pyrimidine nucleobase metabolic process.
AUGGCGCCCCGACGCCGAAACAAGUCUUCUUCUUGCGCCAAAGUCCAUGACCUCAUGGCGGACCUCAUAGACAAGUACUUUCAGAAACACCUCAACCUACCUCAGGAAGAGGCAGUGAGACUGCACAACGAGUACUACAAAAACUACGGACUCGCCAUCGAGGGUCUUGUACGACAUCACGAGAUUGAUCCUCUCGAGUACAACGAAAAGGUCGACGACGCUCUGCCCCUGGACGGUGUCAUCAAACCACGGCCGGAGCUCAAGAAGCUGCUUGAGGACAUCGACAGGAGCAAGGUCAGGCUGUGGCUGUUCACCAACGCCUACGUCAAUCACGCACACAGGGUCAUACGUCUUCUUGGGAUUGAGGGUAUGUUUGAGGGUGUGACGUACUGCGACUAUUCCAAGGUCCCUUUUGUGUGCAAACCGCAGAAGGAAGCAUAUGUGAAGGCGAUGAAGGAGGCCGGAGUCGAGAAGUGGGAGGACUGCUUCUUCGUUGACGACAAUUAUAACAACUGCGUCAAAGCCCAGGAAUUCGGAUGGAAUACGGCCCACCUCGUCGAAGACGAUGUUCCGGUGCCCAAGACGCAAGCGUCAAAACACCAAAUAAGACACCUAGAGGAUCUGAGGACUACUUUCCCGCAACUUUUCAAGAAGGAUUAA